This is a messenger RNA of Alexandromys fortis (reed vole), 4808 nucleotides long. RefSeq names its product enhancer of mRNA decapping 4 (gene Edc4). Gene Ontology annotation, biological process: deadenylation-independent decapping of nuclear-transcribed mRNA. The record is from RefSeq and is a predicted model, not a curated record. The transcript has 28 exons. Gene Ontology annotation, molecular function: protein binding. Gene Ontology annotation, cellular component: P-body. Bases 194 to 4549 code for a protein of 1451 amino acids. NCBI's taxonomy places the organism in Eukaryota, Metazoa, Chordata, Mammalia, Rodentia, Cricetidae.
CGGAAGUGGAGGCGGUUGGUGGGGUUGGCGGGGCUCAGAGACGCAACCCCGGUGGCGGUUUGCGAACUGCGGGUAGAUAUUGUGUAGCGCUUGGUCCUCUGCUGUCUGGUGGGGUCGUGGCUGAGCGAAUUUGGACAGUGCACGGAGGUAGAGAAACUAACCUCUUGCGAGCCGGACUUUCGUGGCUGGGCCCAUGGCGUCCUGCGCGAGCAUCGACAUCGAGGACGCCACGCAGCAUCUGCGGGACAUCCUCAAGCUGGACCGGCCCGCGGGAGGCUCCAAUGCAGAAAGCCAAAGGCCAUCCAGUGCCUACAAUGGAGAUCUCAAUGGGCUCCUGGUUCCAGACCCACUCAGCUCAGGUGAUGGUAACUCAACAAGCAAACCUGGUAUACGGACCAUGCCACUUAUUAACCUGCAGGAAAAGCAAGUCAUUUGCCUCUCUGGAGAUGACAGCUCCACUUGCAUUGGGAUUUUGGCCAAGGAGGUGGAAAUUGUAGCCAGCAGUGAUUCUAGCAUUUCCAGCAAGGCACGGGGGAGCAACAAGGUGAAAAUCCAGCCUGUCGCCAAGUAUGACUGGGAGCAGAAAUACUACUAUGGCAACCUGAUUGCAGUGUCUAACUCCUUCUUGGCGUACGCCAUUAGGGCUGCCAACAACGGCUCUGCAAUGGUCCGUGUGAUCAGUGUCAGCACUUCAGAGCGGACCCUGCUCAAAGGUUUCACAGGCAGUGUGGCUGAUCUGGCCUUCGCACACCUCAACUCUCCACAGCUUGCCUGCCUGGAUGAGGCUGGCAAUCUUUUUGUGUGGCGCUUGGCUCUGGUUAAGGGUAAAAUUCAAGAAGAGAUUUUAGUUCAUAUCCGCCAGCCAGAGGGCACGCCACUGAACCACUUUCGAAGGAUCAUCUGGUGCCCCUUCAUCCCCGAGGAGAGUGAGGACUGUUGUGAGGAGAGUAGCCCAACAGUAGCCCUGCUGCAUGAAGACCGGGCGGAAGUAUGGGACCUGGAUAUGCUUCGCUCCAGCCACAACGCCUGGCCUGUGGAUGUCAGCCAAAUCAAGCAGGGCUUCAUUGUGGUAAAAGGCCAUAGCACGUGUCUCAGUGAAGGAGCCCUCUCUCCUGAUGGAACUGUCCUGGCUACUGCAAGCCAUGAUGGCUUUGUCAAGUUCUGGCAGAUCUACAUUGAAGGUCAGGAUGAGCCAAGGUGUCUGCAUGAAUGGAAGCCUCACGAUGGGCGGCCCCUUUCUUGCCUCUUAUUCUGUGAUAACCAUAAGAAACAGGAUCCUGAGGUCCCAUUCUGGAGAUUCCUCAUUACUGGUGCUGACCAGAAUCGGGAGCUGAAGAUGUGGUGCACAGUGUCCUGGACCUGCCUGCAAACCAUUCGUUUCUCCCCAGAUAUCUUCAGCUCAGUGAGUGUACCUCCCAGCCUCAAAGUUUGCUUGGACCUCUCAGCAGAGUAUCUGAUUCUUAGUGAUGUGCAGCGAAAGGUCCUCUAUGUGAUGGAGCUGCUACAGAACCAAGAUGAGGGCCGUGCUUGCUUUAGUUCCAUCUCUGAGUUCCUGCUCACCCAUCCUGUGCUGAGCUUCGGGAUCCAGGUUGUGAGUCGCUGCCGGCUGCGGCACACUGAGGUGCUGCCUGCUGAGGAGGAGAAUGACAGUCUGGGGGCUGAGAGUUCCCAUGGGGCUGGUGCCGUGGAGUCUGCAGCUGGGGUGCUUAUCAAACUCUUCUGUGUACACACUAAAGCACUACAAGAUGUGCAGAUCCGCUUCCAGCCACAGCUGAAUCCUGAUGUGGUAGCCCCACUCCCUACCCAUACGGCUCAUGAGGACUUCACUUUCCCAACAGCUUUUGGAGAGUCUCGACCUGAACUAGGCUCUGAGGGGCUAGCUUCAGCUGCCCAUGGGUCUCAGCCUGACCUCCGACGCAUCGUGGAACUGCCUGCACCUGCAGACUUCCUCAGUCUGAGCAGUGAGACCAAGCCUAAGUUGAUGACACCCGACGCUUUCAUGACGCCCACCGCUUCCCUGCAGCAGAUCUCUGCGUCCCCUAGCAGCAGCAGCAGCAGCAGUAGCAGCAGUAGCAGUAGUAGCAGCAGCAGCUCCCUAACAGCUGUGUCUGCUGUGAGUAGCUCCUCAGCCAUGGACCCUUCCUUGCCCAGUAGGCCAUCCGAGGAGCUGACCUUGAGUCCCAAGCUGCAGCUGGAUGGCAGUCUGACAAUAAACAGUACCAGCAGCCUGCAGGCAAGCCCUCGAAGCCUCCUUCCUGGCCUGAUCCCAGGCCCAGCUGACAAAUUGACCACCAAGGGACCUGGACAGGUGUCUACUGCUGCCUCUGCACUGUCCUUGGAUUUGCAGGAAGUGGAGCCACUGGGGCUACCCCAGGCCUCUCCCAGUCGCACCCGGUCCCCUGAUGUGAUCUCCUCAGCUUCCACUGCCCUGUCCCAGGACAUCCCUGAAAUUGCCUCUGAGGCCCUGUCCCGUGGCUUUGGCUCCUCUGUCCCUGAAGGCCUCAUUGAGCCAGACAGUAUGGCUUCCGCAGCUUCAGCCCUACACUUACUGUCUCCUCGGCCCAGGCAAGGUCCUGAGCUUGGCUCUCAACUUGGCCUAGAUGGAGGCUCUGGGGAUGGGGAUCGGCAUAGUACCCCCUCCCUACUGGAAGUAGCCUUGACCCAGGAGGUUGCAACCCCUGACAGUCAAGUCUGGCCUACAGCACCUGACAUUACUCGUGAGACUUGUAGUACCUUGGCAGAAAGCCCCAGGAAUGGCCUCCAGGAAAAGCACAAAAGCCUGGCCUUCCACCGGCCACCUUAUCACCUACUGCAGCAACAUGACAGCCAGGACACCAGUGCUGAACAAAGUGACCAUGAUGACGAGGUUGCCAGCCUUGCUUCUGCCUCAGGGGGUUUUGGCAGCAAAAUUCCUACUCCACGGCUGCCCGCCAAGGAUUGGAAGACCAAAGGAUCCCCUCGGACUUCACCCAAGCUCAAGAGGAAAAGCAAGAAGGAUGAUGGGGAUUCAGCUGUGGGAUCCCGGCUCACAGAGCACCAGGUAUGUAAGGGAGUACUUUUCUACCCUUGGGAUCCCAUCCCAAGGAUGGGAGGGACUUUAAGUUAUUCCUUUUUAUGGUGGGUGGAGAUAGGAAGGACAGACAUUAUAAGCUGUCAGUGCUUCUGGCAGGUGGCAGAGCCCCCUGAGGACUGGACAGCAUUAAUUUGGCAACAACAAAGAGAGCUGACAGAGCUAUGGCACAACCAAGAAGAACUGCUACAGCGUCUCUGUGCCCAACUUGAAGGUCUGCAGAACACUGUCACUGACCACGUAGAACGUGCCCUGGAGACCCGGCAUGAGCAAGAGCAGCGGCGGCUGGAGCGGGCUCUGGCUGAGGGGCAGCAACGGGGUGGGCAGCUGCAGGAGCAGCUGACACAGCAACUGUCCCAGGCCUUGUCUUCAGCUGUGGCUGGGCGGCUGGAGCGCAGUAUAAGGGAUGAAAUCAAGAAGACAGUUCCUCCAUGUGUCUCCAGAAGUCUGGAGCCUGUGGCAGGUCAGCUAAGCAACUCCAUGGCUACCAAACUCACAGCAGUAGAAGGCAGCAUGAAAGAGAAUAUCUCUAAGCUACUCAAGUCCAAGAACUUGACAGAUGCCAUUGCCCGAGCAGCUGCAGACACAUUACAGGGACCAAUGCAGGCUGCCUACCGGGAAGCCUUCCAGAGUGUGGUAUUGCCAGCUUUUGAGAAGAGUUGCCAGGCCAUGUUCCAGCAAAUCAAUGACAGCUUUAGACUGGGCACACAGGAAUAUCUGCAGCAGCUAGAGAGUCACAUGAAGAGCCGAAAGGCACGUGAACAGGAAGCUAGGGAGCCUGUGCUGGCCCAACUUCGGGGCCUGGUGAGCACACUGCAGAGUGCCACUGAGCAGAUGGCGGCCACUGUGUCCAGCAGUGUUCGGGCUGAGGUGCAGCACCAGCUGCAUGUGGCUGUGGGCAGCUUGCAGGAGUCAAUUUUAGCACAAGUACAACGCAUUGUUAAGGGUGAAGUAAGUGUGGCCCUUAAGGAACAACAGGCCACCGUCACUUCCAGCAUCAUGCAGGCCAUGCGUUCAGCUGCCGGCACGCCUGUCCCUUCUGCCCACCUUGACUGCCAGGCUCAACAAGCCCAUAUCUUGCAGUUACUGCAGCAGGGCCACCUCAAUCAGGCCUUCCAGCAGGCACUGACAGCCGCUGAUCUCAACCUGGUGCUGUAUGUGUGUGAAACUGUGGACCCAGCCCAGGUUUUUGGGCAGCCGCCCUGUCCACUGUCCCAGCCUGUACUCCUUUCCCUAAUCCAGCAGCUGGCAUCUGACCUUGGAACUAGAAGUGACCUCAAGCUCAGCUAUUUGGAAGAGGCUGUGAUGCACCUGGACCACAGUGAUCCCAUCACUCGAGACCACAUGGGCUCUGUCAUGGCGCAGGUGCGCCAGAAGCUCUUCCAGUUCCUGCAGGCUGAUCCACACAACUCACUUGGCAAAGCUGCCCGUCGCCUCAGCCUAAUGUUACACGGGCUUGCGACCCCUAGCCUCCCUUAGCUGUUUAAACAGAGACGGGGUAACACUGAAGGCCGGUCGGCAGGUCUAGGCCAAGGCAGGACCAUGUCUGCUGUUUACCUGCCCAGACCUCCAUCUCUAGUGUUUGGAGGGAGGUAGGGGGCAGGACACACUGGUCUAUGCAUUGUGGUAACCAGCAGGGUUAGGCUGGGCCCAGGGCAGGUAUUGUGCUUUCUUGGGUCCUGCCAUGCCUGAAGCAUGACCCCAAGAUCGUGAUACCACUUGAGUUGAAUUUUCCAUG